GCCACAUGACCUGCUGAUUAGGAAACAUCGUGACCAUUAAAAUUACAGUCUCGUUUUGGGGAUAUAUAAUGAGCUUAAUUUCAUUCAUCGACUCGCUGACCAUCGUUCAACAGUGAUAUGAAGUUUCUUUUGUCUUUGUUAGUGGCCGCAUUCGCAGUCAUCCUGGUCUGCUCUGAGCGAUGCUUUAACUCAGGAGACUGCGCUCUAGAAACAUGCGCCAACUCCACCCUCACGUGCGUCCACGGAAUCUGCACGUGUGUCGCCUCACAAAAGUGUUCAAUGAUGAGUGACUGUACCGGUCUCCCACCCUGUGAGAAGCAUGGCGAGACUUGGCAUUGCUAUGACAACAUGUGCAAAUGUAUCCGAUUUCAUUGACUGAUCUAAAACUUAUUAAUCAUUUAUUUGUUUUGUACUUACGUGGAAUAAAUACUCACAAUUUUCAA
Molecule: messenger RNA, 443 nt
Organism: Magallana angulata
Lineage: Eukaryota; Metazoa; Mollusca; Bivalvia; Ostreida; Ostreidae
Product: serine protease inhibitor Cvsi-2-like
Exons: 3
Coding region: 118-375 (85 amino acids)
Source: RefSeq, a predicted model, not a curated record